Messenger RNA from Lacerta agilis (Sand lizard), 1399 nucleotides. Its product is annotated as interleukin-5 receptor subunit alpha-like. Gene Ontology annotation, biological process: immunoglobulin mediated immune response; cytokine-mediated signaling pathway. Gene Ontology annotation, cellular component: membrane; external side of plasma membrane. The transcript has 11 exons. Lineage: Eukaryota; Metazoa; Chordata; Lepidosauria; Squamata; Lacertidae. Bases 291 to 1223 code for a protein of 310 amino acids. Gene Ontology annotation, molecular function: protein binding; cytokine receptor activity. The record is from RefSeq and is a predicted model, not a curated record.
UGAAAGAAGGAAGUUCAUGAUGCAACGCUCCUUAUGAAAGCAACAUAUAUAUCCUUGCUUUCUCUCUGAACUGCCACAGCUUCUCUUCACUACAACCUUGUUGAGCCUGUAAGAAGAGACGUACUUGAUGAUGAAAGAUCGACAGAUGGACACAUAGGGAACUUUCAUACCUGGAAGGAAAAGGGACUGGAUUGCUAUCAAGAUUAGAGACAGAGAAGAAAUGACAAACAAAAAGCUGGAAAAAUACAGGAUUUAUUUCUGUGCAUUUAUAUAAAAAACGAAAAAUCAGUAUGGUGCCCAACAUAGGAUUUGCUCACAUGAGUUGCCUCACAGUGUUUUGCUCUGUUUUCUUUAUUACUUUUGCAAAUAAUCAGGGACGAAAUGGGACAUCAGCUGAAAAUUUAUCCUGUGUCAUUCACACAGUUCAUGUUACCUCAAUGGAUUGCACUUGGGACACUGGCAGGAAUGUUCCUAAAGACGUCCAGUAUUUUCUAUACUUGAUAUAUCACAAAAAUGAUGGAGAAGAGACGGAAUGCCCCCAGUACAAAAAUAAUGAACUUGGAAGACAUGUUGGAUGCCAUUUUCCUAAUGUGAAAGUUCCUGAUAAUCAUAUUACCCUCAGAGUGAAUGGAUCAAGCGAAGAAUCACUGGUUCAGCCUUUGGAUUGGCAAUUCUGGCCUUUCGAUCAUGAAAAACUUACUCCACCACAAAAUAUCACUUGGAAUUGUGAUGAACAGCCGUGGGGGUGCAAAGUACAAUGGAAACCCCCUCCAUGUGCCUUUAAAGAUAAUGCAGACUACUGCUUUAAGUACGAAAUAAGGGAUGAAAUCAGAGGCCAAAUUUCACCAUUAACAGGACAAACCCACCAAAAUUACACAGUACGUGGGAAAUACUCAUUGAGGCUCCGUGCAGCUGGACAGUAUUGUCCCAUUGGGACACAGUGGAGUGACUGGAGUAAACCAAUUGUGUUUGGUGCUGACCCCAAUCCAUUUCCUACAGUAAUAUUAAUAGUUGUAGUAAUUGGGACUGUCAUAACAAUCUUGCUCCUGAUUUUGAUCUGGAAAAGAUUCCACAUAUGGAGAUGCCUCACUUUUCCAGUUCCACAACCAAAAGAUGUUCUUUGGCAAUAUGAGAAUGCGAAAACAUGGGUAGACCAGAUGCCAGCAGCAGAUGAAAAAAUAACAGUGGUUGAAGAAAUGAACUGUGAAUUGCAAAAACAAUGACAGAUUUUUCACCAGCCAGCCUGCUACCCCAAAUAAAUUAGGGAAAUUCUAUUAUUUUGGUGCUUCCUUUCGUCUCAGCUGCAAUUGCAUGUAUACAAGUACAAAAGCUGCUACUCAAGACAAUGCCAGGGAUAGGUUUCCUCUGCAAGUAACAGCUAGAGAAAGCAGCUUGUGUG